This is a messenger RNA of Doryrhamphus excisus (bluestripe pipefish), 4992 nucleotides long. RefSeq names its product S-adenosylhomocysteine hydrolase-like protein 1. Gene Ontology annotation, biological process: L-methionine cycle. The record is from RefSeq and is a predicted model, not a curated record. NCBI's taxonomy places the organism in Eukaryota, Metazoa, Chordata, Actinopteri, Syngnathiformes, Syngnathidae. Gene Ontology annotation, cellular component: cytosol.
AGGAGUUUUGGCAUGUUUGCAUCCCCAUAUGUGCCACUUUGCUGGAUAAAAGUGGAUUAAAUUUAGAUUUAUUUCAACAAGAAGCGUUUACCGUGUACACAAUGAAACCUGCACUAAUUAUCUGCGACUUUGCUGUACAUUUGGCCAAAGGGAACUAAUGUUUAGAGUCAAAACACCCCUCGAGGGACAUAUGAGGGUGCUUGCUUUCUGUUCCAAUUGAGACUUCACUCACUUCACUGCAAAGUGGAGUCAUGGCAGAGGAAAAGCAGCUGAAAGGAGCCUCCAGGGAGGAGACCAUGCCUGGUGUUGGGCCUCAAGCACCAGCAAAGGAUGACAGAGAAGAUACAUGUGAAAGCUCCAAAGAACAGGCAGCGAAGACCAGCCCUAACCUGCUAAAAAUGCUGAAGGCGGCCGAGAGCAGGUGGAGCCCCCAUCAGAGUCGGGAUGGGACAAAGGAGGGGGUCACAGAGGCUCUCAAGACUGACAUGCAAAUACAACUGUCUGAGCAGAACCAAGAAUUCAACAAGCGACCUAUAAAGGCUGUCCCGCGCACGCUGUCACGGUCCAUCUCGCAGUCAUCCACUGACAGCAACAGCUCAUUGGGCAGUGACGGCUCCGAGGAUGGCUCCACCCCUAGGAACAAGGUCCAGAAGACAUCCAAGGGCACCUCUGACUUUUGCAUUAAAAACAUCAAACAAGCUGAUUUUGGACGCCGAGAGAUUCACAUUGCAGAGCAAGAGAUGCCUGCAAUGAUGGUUUUGAGGAAAAGAGCAGGAGGCGAGAAACCUCUGGCUGGAGCCAACGUGAUCGGAUGUACACACAUUACUGCACAGACUGCAGUUCUUAUUGAGACUCUAUCUGUGUUGGGAGCUCAGUGUCGCUGGGCAGCCUGCAACAUCUUCUCCACUCAGAAUGCUGUGGCUGCAGCUCUGGCUGAGAGAGGUACCUGUGUGUUUGCAUGGAAGGGGGAGACAGAGGACGACUUCUGGUGGUGCAUAGACCGCUGCGUGGGAGCUGACAUCUGGCAACCCAACAUGAUUCUGGAUGAUGGUGGCGACCUGACCCACUGGAUUUACAAAAAGUACCCGAGCCAGUUCAAGAAGAUACGAGGCAUCGUGGAGGAAAGCGUUACGGGGGUUUAUCGUUUGUACCAGCUCUCUAAGGCCAGUAAGUUGUGUGUUCCGGCCAUGAACGUCAAUGACUCUGUGACCAAGCAGAAGUUUGACAGCCUGUACUGCUGUAAGGAGUCCAUACUGGACGGGUUGAAAAGAACCACAGACGUCAUGUUUGGUGGCAAACAAGUGUUGGUGUGUGGCUACGGUGAGGUUGGUAAAGGCUGCUGUGCUGCACUCAAAUCAAUGGGAGCUGUUGUGUAUGUUACAGAAGUGGAUCCUAUCUGUGCUCUGCAGGCCUGCAUGGAUGGCUUCAGAGUGAUCCAACUGAGUGAGGUGGUCCGACAUGUUGACAUGGUCAUCACCUGCACAGGUAAUAAAAAUGUGGUGGUGAGGGAACAUAUGGACAGAAUGAAGAACGGUUGCAUCGUAUGUAACAUGGGACACUCCAACACCGAGAUAGAUUUGGUGAGUCUUCGGACUGCCGAGCUAAGGUGGGAGCGGGUCAGGCCUCAGGUGGACCACAUCAUAUGGCCAGAUGGGAGAAGAAUAGUGCUGCUGGCUGAGGGUCGUUUGCUGAAUUUGAGCUGCUCCACUGUUCCAACAUUUGUCCUUUCUAUCACUGCCACGACUCAGGCUCUAGCCCUCAUAGAGCUCUUCAAUGCUCCAGAGGGACGUUACAAAAAAGACGUCUACCUGCUUCCAAAGAAAAUGGAUGAAUACGUGGCCAGUCUUCACCUUCCUAGCUUUGACGCCCAUCUCACAGAGCUGACCAGUGACCAGGCCAAAUAUUUGGGCAUCAGCAAGCAUGGACCCUUCAAGCCUAACUAUUAUAGGUACUGACUUACUGGACAUCAAACUGAAGAUCUUCAGAUGCUCAAAACUGCCUGUUUUAAUAGCGUAACCAUUGACUGCUACCUAACUUUAACUGUAAGUCGGGUUUGUUUGUUUCCAGCAACAGUUUUGCUGUAUUUUUUAAUACGAUGCCCUCAUAGAGAUGUAAGAGAGGUUUUUUUUACUUAUUAGAUAAAUAGACACAACAAUGUGACAAAAUGAAGUACAUUUUUCUACUUCUGAAUGGUGAAAUUUAGUCAGAACAAGAAAAGUACCAUAUUGACAUUUAUAACAACUGGUAGACAUGAUGUCAUAAUGACAGGACGUCAACACAAUGAUGUCACCAUUGUCCAAUCCUGUGUGUGUGUCUGAUAAUGAAUGCCUAAAAAUACCACACUAUUCCUGGAUUACUGUAAUCCACAGUGUGCGACUGUGUCUCUCUGUAACGGUUGUUUAGGUUAUUUUUGAGUCACAUGUGGUCAGAAGGUUUAAUAUGAAAAACAUAAUAUACAUUAAUACAGAUGAAAAGGGUCAUUACUGCUUUAUCGUCUACAGCCACUCAACUUUGAGGACUUAUUCUCUUGCUUGUGUGUGUGUGUGUGCGUGUGUCCACUUGGUAAUCCACUGGUUAGUAAAGCACAAAGACAGAUGGGCAUUGGAGACUAUAUUCUCUUUUAGCAACCAGGCAGUAUCAGGAUUCAGCAUGUGUGUGUGUGUGUGUGUGUGUGUGUGUCCUUGUCGUCUCGUCCCUAUGGAGGGAUUCUCCUUAAAGAGCUUUGAUGAUGCCCCUCCCCCCAGCAUCACUACAUGUCUAAUCACCACUACCAGCUGUCAGCAGUCCGUCUCCUCCUCCUUGUCCUCACUUGACCUCCCAACCCCUGCAAGUCAGCCAUGUUGAAUAGACCAAGGUCUGUGUAGUGCAGGGGUGUCAAACUUGUACCAUUGGAGGCGGAGUCACAGCAGGUGUCACUAAAACAGUUGAUUUUAAUGAUCAACAACUCAUUCAAUUUGAGGAAAGGAUCGUCAAUCAAAUCACCUACUGGACUGAUCGGUUGGAGGGAAAACCUGGAAUGUCUUGGUCCUCCAUUGACACAUGCUUUAAUAACAAUGCAUGGACGAAUGGACGGGAAAAUAAAUGGACAAUGAAUGGAUGCAUGGAUGGCCAUACAAACUAAGACAUGGACAGAUAGACUUAUGAGUGGAUGAAUGGAACUUUGUGUAGAUAAAUUGAGGGAUGUACGGAUGGAUGCAAGGACCUUGAAAGGAAUGGAUAGAUGGACAAAUGAAUGGAUGAAUGUUUGGUAAGUCAAUAACCCAUGACAUAGUUGUGGGGUGGUGGACCAAUGGACAUAAAAAGAGAAGACGGAUGGGUGAAUGGAUGCAUGGACUGGUUGAGGACAGAUAAAUGGUCAAAUGGAGGGAAGGGUAGAUGGCCAAAUGGAGGGACGAAUAAAUGGAUGAUUAUACAAAAUGGAUGGACAAAUCAAUCAUCAUCAGUCUUUCCAUUGAAUAGUUGGGUGGGCGGUGGACAGACAGAUACAUGGAUGGACAAAUGGCUACAUGUAUGGUGGACAGAUGGAUGGAUGGAUUGAAAGAACAAGGAAGGACGGUGGGAACAACAGACAUAAUCAUUCGACUAUCACUAGAUGGGCAUGGAUGGAUGGAUGGAUGGAUGGAUGGAUGGAUGGAUGGCCGGACAGACAGAUACAGUAGAUGGACAAAUGAAUGCAUGUAUCCAUUCAGCCAUGCAUUUGUUUGUUUGUUGGGUUGUGAACAAUGAGUCGAUGAAUGAAUGAAUGGACAGACGUGGAGAGACUAAUGGAGGAAAGACUGGACAUAAAAGGACUGAUAAACAGACAAAUGGAGGGGUGGAAAUGGAUGGACAUAGGGACAGAUAAAUGGAUGAGUACAUGAUUGAAAAUCUAUCAAACCGAUGGAUGGAUGGAAAAAUUGAGCAGACAGAUGAAGACAUGAAUGAUGAUUAUUACGGAUAUUAUUGAUGGAUUAUUUGGUUGGUUUGUUUGAAGAUGGAUGGAUGGAGCGAAAAAUGGGUGGAUGAUCAAUCAUGUUUGGCGGACAGAUAGAUAGAAGGUCAAUGGAAGGACAAAAUCAUAGAAGCUCGUAGUGCAGUAGUCGUCACGUUGCUUUGAGACUACAGGACACUCAGGAGGGGCGAUUGGACACAUGAAGCCCUCACUGAUGUGCCUGUAGUCACUCACAUGUCCACCCUGUCCAAGUCAAGGUUUUGUCCUUUAUAAACGUCCCACUGCUUAAAUCUCUCCGUCAGUUUUUGGCAAGUCUAGAACCACCGGAUCCUGCCAAGCCACCAGAGUGAGUUCUACCAUUGCCAAACACUGCAGGAGAGCAGCUAGGGAUCAUCCAGGCUAGGUGUCAAGUUACGUCCUCUCUGAGACAUGGCGGUCUCCACGGCAACCUGCGAUAUCAAUAUAGCACGGUGUAGUCGAUCAGAAUCAACUAAGAAAAAAAACACACUGAAGACUGUCCAUCUUGUCCCAUAUUGGCACCAUACAUGAUUGCUCAAGAUGAGACACACAAAGCAAAAAUGUGCUAGUGCCAAAACGGGUCAAACGGUUUUACACACACCCUUAUAGGUGGCUGUCUAUGGAGGUCAUGUCUCUACUCUGUUUAUGGCCCUAUGGUAAUUCACUGAUAGUGUGCUGAGACAGUGAAUUCUACCAGUGCCAUACACAGAAUAGGAGAUACAAGUGGAGGCCACCAUGGGACAUCCAUCCAUCCACAUACACACACAUGCCGCCUGAGUCUUCUCUUGUCCGACAUUGUGAUUGCAAUAUGUCUACUGUGUACUCACCUCUGCGGUGACUUCAUUUUAUUUCCAGUUUAGGAACGUUCUUCUUUCAUUUAACCCAAAGGUUCCCACAGGUGCUUAAAAUGGUGGAAAAUAGUAAAUAGUUGAAUAGUAGCAGGGCUGCACGGCGGCCAAGUGGAUAGCGCGUAGACCUCACAACUAGGAGACCAGGGUUCAAUUCCACCCUCGGCUAUCUCUGUGUGGAGUUUGCAUGUUCUC